This is a messenger RNA of Fusarium vanettenii 77-13-4, 540 nucleotides long. RefSeq lists its product as uncharacterized. The transcript has 2 exons. The record is from RefSeq and is a predicted model, not a curated record. The coding region runs from base 1 to 540 and encodes 179 amino acids. NCBI's taxonomy places the organism in Eukaryota, Fungi, Ascomycota, Sordariomycetes, Hypocreales, Nectriaceae.
AUGGCCAGCAGCAGCAGCGCGGAAGACACCGAGAUCCUCGUUCACAUCACCGCACCCAGCCGCGCAGCCGAUGAUGUCGUCUACCGCCAGCUCGCACGGGCAUAUCUCGCCUUUCAGCCUCAAACGCGCACGGCACUCCCGUCGACGGAGUCAUGGGUGAAUGCGCAAGCGCGCGUUACACAGCAGGAGCAGCUCCAGGCUCCCGUAGUGCCGUCGCCCAGCCAGGACAUGGCUACCGCAUCGUUUGGGCAAUCCUUUGAGAUUGGGUCCCAGGAUUUGAGCUUUGAAGGUGCUUUGGAUAAUCGCUCGUCACCUUGCAUGCGGUACACGGUGCCAGCUGAGAAAGGGGUCCCCAUGUCGUCUCAGGAGACUGGAGGUGGUUCUGUCAAGUCCUGGUACGCACCGCCCAGCCAGAUUAGUGACUCGUACCCCAUGCCAGAUGCCGGGCUGCUGAGCGUUUCGCCUUCCCGCUUCGCCGACGCCUCCAUCUCCGACUACUCGGAAAAGACUGCCUCUCCUGUUAGACUCAGACAAGAUUGA